GACGACCAGAGCCAAAAAAAAACAGGGAGUGCAUCUCGUCUGCGGUCUGCCUUUUUUGCAGUGAAAUUUUAGCGAAAAUUCGCGUGAAUUUCUAAUUUAAAACGCCUGAAAUCGUGUUAAAAAGUUGCGUGACGUGUGUUUGCGGCGUUCGACGGUUUGAGUGCAACGUGAAAUUUGUGCCGGAAUGGAAUAAUCGUGAUUUUUCUCUUCGUUCGAAUUGCCUCAAGAAAAUGCCUGAAAUCAGAAAGUGAAAAAGUCGCCAAUCGAUAAUCGCUCUGCAGGAGGUGUUUUUGCUUGCCAUCCAUCAAACUGCUACUGCUAGCUGCCGGGAGUGGGGGAAAGGGUGUCCUACUUUCCAAGGGAGGUCUGCAAAUCAGCUGCGCCCAUCGUAAGGGCGUUUCUUCGUUGUUACCGCCGGAGGAAAGUGGCUCGCUUGCGAUAUGAGAUUCAACAAGCAGGAACUGAUCUCUUUGGCCACCCAACCGAGUAAUAAGUUCGAUAAGGAAGGACCACUGUAUUUGACCGAGAAGCAGGAAGGAUUCUUCCGGAAAACCGAAGCAGAAGACUCGGCCAGUAACAAAACCAGCAACAACGUCCCAAACGCCGCGCCCGGCCAUAAAACCCAUCAUCACAAGCGCAAACAGUCGCUCAGUUGCAUUGGUGGUACCCAGAAAGUCAGCCUCGAGAAGUGGUGCCGGCUUCGGGGCAAUCUCCUGUUCUACUUCAAAACCAGCGACCAGUUCUCGGAACCGCAGGGAUGCAUCGUGCUGGAAAAGUACCGCUGCGUUAAACAGGGCGACCACAAGGAGUACGACGGUUACGUGUUCUACUUGGAGUUCGAGGACGGCCUGAGGCAGCGCUUUGCCACCAAUACCGAACAGGAACGGCUCGAAUGGAUGCAGGCCAUCGGGCUGGCCGGUUACGACGUUAAACGGGCCCAGCUGAAGUAUCUGCGGGAACAGAUCGACAAGAAGCGUGGCAUGAUCCACGACGUGGAUGUGGACAUGUUGCGGCUGCAAACCGGCAAGGAGAUAGAGCUCAACGAAGUUCCAAUCUGUGAGUCAGCCAUCUCCUGCGAUAAUCUCCUCUGCGACGGCAACGGAAAGCCGCCGAAUCCGUCGGUCGUAGUGCAGGUCACAUCCAACAACCGGGCGGCCAGCGGUUGGGUCAAGUACGGCCGCACGGAAGUGAUCGAGCGCAGCUCGAAUCCUCAGUUUAUCUGCACGAUAACGUUCCGGACGGGGGACGGUCUCAAUGCCAAAUCUCAGAUCCGCUUCACGGCGUACGACGUGCGGGAAAAGGUUACGCAGACGGCGGUGCCCAUAGGAUGGGCCGAAGUGGCCCUCGGAGUCAUAACGGACACCUCGCGGCUGAGGAUACCGCUGCGGACGCAGAGUCCUUGCGGGGGGAAUGCCGGAUUCAUAACGAUUGCUACCUGUGCGCCCGAUCUGGAGAAGAAGACAUCACGCUCGCCGGCCAAAGUUGGUUUGGAACAGCAGCAGCAGCACCAUCAGCAACAGCAGGCCAUUGGCCAUCGGCGGUCGCAAUCGUUGCCGCCCAAGCUGGGCGUGAAGCUGUUCAUUCCGCCGCCCUCGAAGGUGGCACUGGUGUUUACCAACCCGAACAUUCACACCUACCGUCUGCAUUCGGGAUUGGGUGGCGACAUCAGCGUCCAGGAAAUCAUGCUCGAAAGCCAACUCUGCUACAUAAUCCCUCAGCAAUUGCUCUCGAUCUGGAUCGCCCGGGAAAAAGAACUGCUGCAGGAAAUUUCCGGCAUGGGUGAACUGGGCGGUGAGUGGCGCCACCGCCAGAUGGAACUGCUCGACAAGCAUCUGAAGCUGCUCAAAGACUACUCGCAGGCGAAGCAGUUCCUGGCGCAGCAGCAACAGCAAGGUAAGCACUUUAAGCCGAGCUGCAAGAAGGCGGACGAGACGCUGGAGUUCGCUCCGGUCAAUUUGCACCUGCAGCGGAUGUGGGCCCACAAUGAUACGCUGAAACGGGCCGGAGUGCUGGACGUGACGACUGUGGGCGCCUUUACGAGGCAUUCCGGAAAAUCGAAGACCGGGGGGUUGGUGAAGCUGUUGCAGCAGAUCAAGGAUGCCAAUGCGAAGGAUGGAGGGAACUCCGAAAAAGUGGCAGCGGCAAACGACGCCGUACAGGCCAUCAAGCAGCUCCGCAAGGAGAUCGUCGAGAUCAUGUCCCAGUUACUCUACCUAGCAAAGUCCAAAAACCCCAAAGGAAUGCUUCCGCUGUGCAACGAUAUGAUGACCAAAACACGCGCCUUGCUCAACAUCUGGGAACCGAACCUGGUGGAGGAGGCCUUCGCGUUCAUCGAGCGACACCGGAUCAUCGAUGAUCCGACGCAGUCGACGGAUGGUUCCGGCGCUGUUGCCAGUGGGGGAACCGUUCCGAUGUCACCGUUCAAGAAGAUCACCCAACAGUUGGGUGCACUGGAUCUGAAGAGCCCCGAACUGGAGGACUUUUCCACUCCGAUGGGACCGGCACCGGAUCUGUGGCCGCAGGUUCGGACCAGCAAGUCCGGAGUCCUGGGAGCGUUCGGGACCAGCACCAAGUCCAAGUCCCCAUCCUCGGUGGACAUUAGCACCAUCGCAACCAUCCAGAGCACGUUCAGCCAGAUGAACAACAACAGCAAGUCGAAGGACUACCUGAUGUCCUGCUCACUUCCGGCGGCAUGCUACCUCCCGACGGAACAACCGAAGGAGUCCAAAUCGAAGAAAUCCACCCCGACGGAGGCGUCGUCGGCUUCCGCGAGUGACCUCAAGUUCAGCGAGACCCACUUCGAUGUCAACGGAGAGGUGACGAGUUCGACACCUGUGGACGCUUCCAUCAAAUCGCCGGAAGUGGAGAAAGCGGAGGAAGCAACGCCGGAGGCCUGUCGGGGGUCGGGGCUCUCCGUGAAUCAGCUGUUGGAGAACAAGAACGAGCUUUUGUCCAAUGUUUACGACGAGAAUGGGUAUCUGAUUGAGAAUACGGCGAUCGUGUUGGGUCACAACGGGGCCUUCCUGGACACCAAAGUGAUGAGUUCGAGUCCUUCGGCCAACUACUACCGGCCUACGGAGGAACCGGAACCGCUGGACUUGACGCAGCUCAACAUCGAAGCCAGUGUGAUGUGCCUGGUUAGUAAGGUUAAGUUUUUGUGUGGUCGAUGCGGAAGUCCGGCGGUCCGACUAAGGCAACCCAAGGGUUCUCUGAAGGCCAUUCGAGGGGUCCCUUUUGGUACAAUUCCGCCGGAUGUGGUGACCAGUCAACCGAUGUCGCUGCCUUGCGCCGAGGAGCAGGAUUCGGACAAAGACCCGUUGGCGAUGCCCGGAAAUCUCCCGAAGGAGCUCCUUCCGGGACCUUCCGGAAAACCUCCGCUCUGUAGCAAAGACUUAAACCUAGCGCUGACACAAGCCGUCGGAGAGGUCACCCGCAAGGUUAAAAAAGGCAACAAGUUCACGGAUGGUUUGGAUCUUUCGUUGACAACGGACUGGGCCUCGGAGUUGCGGCCUUCGAUGAAGAAGCUCCGCCAGGCCAUGGACGGGCUGCUGAAGACGGCACGGCUGAUGCACUCCGUUCAACGGCUACAGCAGGACAUGAAGAAGACCUCUACGGUGCUGGCGGUUAUGUAUCGACGGGAUGUCUGCUUCUCCCAGGCGCUGACUGCCCUGGUUUCGGCGCUGAUGGCCAAGCUCUGGGGGCAGAACGUCACGGAGAACUACAUCAGUUUGCUGUGCAACCUGGGUCCCCUGGCUUGCUUCGAGGGCUUCCUGUCUCUGUACGGAAGUGAGGCGGAUAUGUGGGGCGACAUGGGCGUGGCCAUUGCGGAUUUGGGUACGGUUAGCUUUACACUGGUACGGAGCAACAUCCAGAGGGAUUCGAAGGCGUUGCCUGUUCCGAGGGUCAUAGGCUCCCGGCAGCAGAUGAGCGUCCUGCUUCCGGUUCCGGAGUCGGUAUUCUGCCAUCUUCCAACGAAGGAGAGUACGAGCUUUAAGGUGACUCCGGUCUUCUUCAACAUCGGUAUCAACGAGAAGGCCACCCUGGCGGAAACCCUAGGAUACACCAAGGAGCAGCACCGGUCCAACUGGGAUAACUACGACCGGCUCAAGCAGUACCACGCCCGGUACCGACAUAUCCCGUUCAACUUUGUCAAUCCUUCCUGCUCGGCGGCGCUGGAUACGCCGACGAAAACAGGCCUGGCCAGCACCCAGCAGAAGGAGGUCCUCGUGCCGGAACACGCCGUCGUGAGCCUGUUCGGCGAGAUGGAGGAACAGCUGCGGGCGAACAGUUCCAAGAACUACCGGAUUUUGACGCUGGCCGAGGACAUUACCCGGUCGGUGCAGGGGCUGAGGUUUACCUCGUGCAAAAGUGCCAAGGAUAGGACCUCGAUGGGCGUUACGCUGGAGCAGUGCCGGGUGCUGCAACAGGAGUUCCAUCUGUCGAGUGCCAACGCGCAGAACGUGCUGGAUACGAUGCGAAGCGAGGGAACCCGCUCGGACAACACCAUGAAGAACAUCGGCCUGCGGAAGUACGCCUUCAAUCUGCCGCAGGUUCUGUCGCUUCCGCAGGUGUACCGACCGCCGGCCGGGGCCUACGGCAAGGCCCAAUCGUAAGUCAAUUUCCGGGUUGUAUGCGUGUAUGCGAGCGAACCUGUGUAUGUCAGACGUUCAAAACUUCUUCCAACCAUAAGCCAAAUGAGGUUAGUUUGUGUGCGGGCGGCAGCUGAGUCUUCUUAAUAUUUAGCAGCAUUAUUUAACGAAUUUUUACCUUAAGUUCCACUGAAAAGCAACCGCAGCCGAUCGCGCAAUCUAGUUUUCUCUCGGGUAGACUUUAAGUGAAAGUUUCUCCUCGUACUACUCAUAAGUAAGUCGUUGUUAAUAAUGUUGAGAAAGUUUUUAAUUUA
Messenger RNA from Aedes albopictus (Asian tiger mosquito), 4903 nucleotides. Its product is annotated as inositol polyphosphate 4-phosphatase type II. The transcript has 11 exons. Lineage: Eukaryota; Metazoa; Arthropoda; Insecta; Diptera; Culicidae. Gene Ontology annotation, cellular component: cytoplasm. Gene Ontology annotation, molecular function: phosphatidylinositol-3,4-bisphosphate 4-phosphatase activity. The record is from RefSeq and is a predicted model, not a curated record. Bases 441 to 4613 code for a protein of 1390 amino acids.